Messenger RNA from Tachysurus vachellii, 1355 nucleotides. It is a transcript of the gene hspb12, whose product is annotated as heat shock protein, alpha-crystallin-related, b12. The transcript has 3 exons. The record is from RefSeq and is a predicted model, not a curated record. Lineage: Eukaryota; Metazoa; Chordata; Actinopteri; Siluriformes; Bagridae. The coding region runs from base 57 to 623 and encodes 188 amino acids.
UCAGACCCACAAAGCUCUCCAGCUUCAACAGACUAACUUCUGGUUUAUCCAGCACAAUGUCUUCUAUGACCAGCUGUUCUUCCUCUCGCUCAUCCUCAUCCUCAUUUCGUUCAUCAGCGAGGUACAGCUGCAGCAGCGUCACAUCCGUCCAAACAGAAGCUUCCUCUUCUCCACCAGAUCCCCUCUUCGUUCCUUUCCUGGAUCAGAGAGCGACUGUGCUUUUUGGGGGUAACAGAGGGGACUCAGAGUCAUUCAUUAGUGAGAGAGAAACUUUUGGAAGUUGCCAGGGAGACAAGAAAUACCACACAGAGGGUUACCAAGGUGACUGGAGCCAUGGAGACACACACGUCAGUACUGGAGCGAUCUGGGUGGAUGAUCAUUAUUACACUUCAGCUGACGUCAGUCGAUUUGAGCCACAUGAUAUAGUGGUGAUGGCUUUCAACAGCAGCAUCGUUAUUCAUGCGGAGAAGGUUGGAGAUGAUGGCAGUGUCAUGGACAAAUUUACCCACAAGUCUUUGCUGCCAGAGGACAUGGACCCUCUGUCUGUUAGCGGGACUCUGACGCCAGAGGGCGUGCUCGUGAUCAGUGUGAAAAGCAUGUCCAGAUCCUCAUCACAUCCCUGAAACGGUCCUUCUGACCUUUCAAUUCACCUCUUCUAACCUCUGACAUUUGGCAAUAAAAAAAACACCCAAAAAAGGCAAAUGCAGCGCAACGCGCUGAUGGGAAAUGUUUGAAUGAACCUGGAGUAUUACUAUAUUAGCACAGCUAGCAUUGGCACAGUCAAAAUGUAUCUAUACUACUUAUAUUUUAAUAUUUAUAAGAAGGCAUUUAACACAUUAUUAAUUUAGCAUAGGCUAGUUUUCAGUUACCUUUAGCACUUAGCAUGCAAUAGCUUGCUAAUUUCUUUGUUGGUUUGUUUUAUCAAAUUAGCUGCAUGUAUUGUACCUUUAGUAAGUUCUCCAUUAGUGUUGUUAGAUGUUUGCUAAUUCCUGACUCGCUAAUUUCCCGACUUCCUAAUUUUAAAAGUUAAUGUAACCUCAAAUUUGCAUUAAUUAUCUGAAAUAAACUUUACAAAACAUGCAAACAAUGCUAAUUUAUGGGCAGAUAUAACUUAGCUCACUUAGCACAGAUAAAAGUAUGCAAAUAAAGUGAUCCUUUGUAAAUUCAGAUACUGGAUUUAUUUGAUUGUGCUGAGCAGUUUCAGUUUUACCUAAAACUGAUUGAUCAAUAUGCUAACAAUACUAGUGAUGGAUAUUAGCUAGCAGCAAGCAAGUAAGUGGAGUUAGCGUAAGCAUGUUGGAAAUGAAGUGUUUAACCACAGAUAGUAAAGCCAUCAUUCAUUAUUUCAUGCUGUU